Messenger RNA from Porites evermanni, 436 nucleotides. Lineage: Eukaryota; Metazoa; Cnidaria; Anthozoa; Scleractinia; Poritidae. The record is from the annotation of a GenBank genome assembly.
GACAAAAACUUUAAUUUCGNAAGUGUCUCGCUGAAAGUGACAUACCCCAAAUUCAAGAAUGGCGAAGCAACUGUGCGGAACCGCAAGAUUGAGCCAAACUUUGGUAUUUAACCACCAUUCAUCCAACAGUUAAAAUAGCUUUCUAAGUGUCAUUCUACUUUUUUUGUUUGAUACUUCUUCAAAAAUUAUUACCUUGUUUUUGUUCAAUGAACAUUUAGACUAUGUUGGAGAACUCUUCAAGUUUUACAUGACCCUAAGCAAACAGCAACUUCAAGAUGCAUGCAAUGACAUGAACAAAAUGGUUCCUCAGCCAAUGAACAGCACGCUGGAUAAACAACCCAGGGAAGAGGCCAUCAGGAUGAGAGAAAAGAGGAUGAACAUGGUUACAACCGCUAUUCCCCCCACAGCACCAUCUGGUAUGUUUUUUGGAACUUGA